Molecule: messenger RNA, 3033 nt
Organism: Chanos chanos (milkfish)
Lineage: Eukaryota; Metazoa; Chordata; Actinopteri; Gonorynchiformes; Chanidae
Product: NACHT, LRR and PYD domains-containing protein 12-like
Exons: 9
Coding region: 1-3033 (1010 amino acids)
Molecular function (GO): protein binding
Source: RefSeq, a predicted model, not a curated record
AUGAGUCUCUGUAAAGACUGCGAGACCAUGGGAUCAGGCCCCGAAACCCACAUCUCCACACAAUAUGACACUAACAGCUUUUCUGAGGUGGAGAUUCCCAGUGUUCAAUCUGGACCUCCGAAAGACGUGGCCUCCAUUUUACAGUGUUCCAUCUCUGCAUUUCAGAAACUUGAGAAAAAGAUAAUCACCUUGGUAGAGACAGAGCUGAAGAGAUUCUGGAACAUCCCAAGUCAUUCAGAAUACUCUGAGAGUGGCUCUUUGAAUGAAAAAGAACAGAGCAGUGUCAGAGAAGGAGUCCUGAAGAUCACAUUGAGUGUCCUGAGGAGCAUGAACCAGCAUGGUCUUGCUGACACACUGGAGAAAAAUGAACAGUUUGCGAGUUGUCAACACAUUCUCAAAUCAAAUUUGAAAAACAAAUGUCAGUGUGUGUUUGAGGGCAUAGCAAAACAAGGAAACCCCACAAUCCUAAAUAAGAUCUACACAGAGCUCUACAUCACAGAGGGUGGAAGUGGAGAGGUCAACAAUGAACAUGAGGUCAGACAGAUUGAGACAGCAUCAAGGAGACCAGAAACACCAGAGACAACAAUACAAUGCAAUGACAUCUUUAAGCCCUUACCUGGACAAGACAAACCCAUCAGAACUGUGCUGACAAAAGGAGUUGCUGGCAUUGGAAAAACAAUCUCUGUUCAGAAAUUUGUACUUGAUUGGGCAGAAGGAAAAGCAAAUCAAGAUGUCCACUUCAUAUUUCCACUUCCAUUUCGAGAGCUUAACUCAGUGAAAGAGAGCAAACUUAGUUUGAAUGACAUUCUUAAAAGGUUUUACCCAGAGACAAAUGAACUAGUGCUUCUAAGCAGUCACAAAUAUAAAAUAGUGUUCAUCUUUGAUGGUCUGGAUGAGUGUCGACUACCUCUGGAUUUCCACAACAAUGAAAGCUGGUCUGAUGUAACAGACCCAGCGUCUGUAGAUGUUCUAUUGACAAACCUCAUUAAGGGGAAUCUGCUUCCCUCCGCUCUCCUCUGGAUAACUACCCGACCAGCAGCAGCAUACAAAAUGCCUCUGGAUUGUAUUGACCAGGUGACAGAGAUACAAGGGUUCAAUGAUUCUCAGAAAGAAGAGUACUUCAGCAAGAGAAUCAGUGAUCAGAACCUGGCCAAUACAAUCAUCACCCACAUCAAGUCAACAAGGAGCCUCUACAUCAUGUGCCACAUUCCAGUCUUCUGCUGGAUUUCAGCCACUGUUUUAGAGAAAAUAUUGGAUGAAGCAGAGAGUGGACAGAUCCCAAAGACUCUGACACAAAUGUAUACCCACUUUCUGAUAUUUCAGACCAAACAGAGGAAUCAUAAAUAUGACAGGUCUUGUCAAAUCAAUCCACAAUGGAAUAAAGACAGUGUUAUGUUGCUGGGGAAGCUGGCAUUUCAGCAGUUAAAGAAGGGCAAUUUAAUCUUCUAUGAAAAUGAUCUGAAGGAGUGUGGCAUUGAUAUAACUGAUGCUUCAGUCUACUCGGGUGUGUUCACGCAGAUCUUUAGGGAGGAGUCAGGUCUGCACAAGGAGACUGUGUACAGCUUUGUGCACUUGAGCAUUCAAGAGUUUCUUGCAGCUUUAUAUGUGUUCCUGAUGUUCAUCAAUGAUGAUAAAAAUGUCCUCUGUUUUGAGGAAUCAGCAAAGACAAACCUUAAAUUGCAAUUCAGAAAAAAUACUAUGCCCCGCCUACUCAAAAUUGCAGUGGACAAAGCUUUAACAAGUGAGGGUGGAUACCUGGAUCUUUUUCUCCGUUUCCUUCUUGGUCUCUCUCUGCAGUCGAAUCAGAUUCUCUUACGAGGUCUCCUAACACAAAGACACAGAAAACCUUACAACAAAGAGGACACAAUCAAGUACAUCAAAGAGAAAUUCAGUGAGAACCUUGCCUUAGAGAGAUCUAUCAAUCUGUUCUACUGUCUGAAUGAACUCAACGAUAGUUCUUUGGUUGAGCAGAUACAAAGUUACCUGCAGACAGGUCCUCUCUCCACUGCUGAGCUCUCCCCUGCACAGUGGUCAGCUUUGGUCUUUGUGUUACUGACAUCAGAUGAGGAGCUGGAUGUGUUUGACUUACAGAAGUUCAUCAGAUCAGAUGAAGGCCUACUGAGGCUCCUGCCAGUGGUCAAAGCUUCCAGAAUAACUUUGCUCCGUAAGUGUAACCUCACUGAAAAGAGCUGUGCAGUGCUGGCAUCAGUUCUGGACUCAGAGACUUCCAGCCUGAGAGAACUUGAUGUGAGUUACAAUCAACUGAAGGACUCAGGAGUGGAUCUGCUCUGUGCUGGACUGAAGAAUCCACACUGUAAACUGGAGAGUCUGAGGCUGUCAUACUGCAGUAUAACAGAGAACAGUUGCUCUGCUCUGGCUUCAGCUCUGGGAUCUAACCCUUUCCACCUGAGAGAACUGGAUCUGAGCUUCAACAAAACAGGAGAUACUGGAGUGAUACUCCUCUCUGCUGUACUAAAGGAUCCACGCUGUAAACUAGAGACACUCAGGCUGUCCUGCUGCAGUAUAUCAGAAGACAGUUGUGCUGCUCUGGCAUUAGCUCUGAGGGCGAAUCCAUCACACCUGAGAGAACUGGACCUGAGUGAAAAUAAACCAGGAAUCACAGGUGUGGAUCUGCUUUCUGCUCUUCUGGAGGAUCCACAGUGUAAGCUGGAAAAAUUGAGUGUAUGUGAUUGCAGUAUAACAGAGGAAGGCUGUGCUGCCCUGGCUUCAGCUAUAAGACUGAAUCCUACACACCUGAGGGAACUGGAUUUGAGCUGGAACAAAACAGGAGACAUAGGAAUGAAGCUGCUCUCUGCUGUGUUGAAGGAUCCAGACUCUAAACUGGAGACUCUGAAGUUGCAGUAUUGCAGCAUCACAGCAGAGGGUUGUGCUUCCCUGGUAUCAGCUUUAAAAUCAAGCCCCUCAACUCUAAAAACUCUUUUUUUGUCCGGGAAUGAACUUGGGGUCUUCGGAGAGGAGAACCUCAGAGUUCUCAAUGAGGAUCCAGGCUGUCAGCUGGAGACACUGAAGUGA